AUCACCGGUGACGAUGCUGCCUGUGACGACCGGCAUAUCGCCGCCCAGGCGGGCCCGAGUGGGUUCCACCUCAAACCUGACGCGCCGCCUGGGGCGACAGGCGGGAACGCCAGCGGCGAUCGUCCUGGCCGCCCUCAUCUUGAUCGGAGGCAUCAGCUUCCUUCUGCACAACCGCAUCUCCGACGAGGAGGAAGGCCACGGGCUGCACGUGGUGUCCAGUAAGCGGCGCAGCCUGGCGGACGACAGCGGUGGGUCGGGUAGCGGCGUAGCGGAGCGCAUACAGCUGCUUGCAGAGGGAGCCGAGCUGGAGAAUGACAGGAUGGCGCAACUAGAAGAUGAGCAGCAGCAGGAGGAUUCAGAUUCGGAGCUGUCUGGCACGCUCUUUGGUGCCAAGGAGGGUGUGAAGCUGGCCAAUGGGCAGCAAGUGGCGGCGAUGGCAGCCAAGACAGGCGCCCGCAACGCCGCCAACUCCCGCACCCGCAGUACGCAAUUCCAGAAAGCAUCCCCGUCCCGCUUUGCCAAAAAGCUGGAGGAGACACGGCAUCGGGUGGGGCUGCAGGCGGCCAGUCGCCAGCGCUACAGCGCGAUUGUUUCCAGCUUCCCGUCGCAGCCGGAACCCGCUGUGGAGGAGCUUAGCGAGGCUGAGGUGGCCAGGCGGCGGGAGGCCAUCAAGGCGGCCAUGCUGCACUCCUGGCGUGGCUAUGAGAAGUAUGCGUGGGGGCAGGACGAGCUGUGCCCCGUCAGCCAGCAGGGCAAGAACAGCUUUGGCGGGCUGGGGGCCACCAUGAUUGAUGCCCUAGACACGCUGCACAUGAUGGGUUUUCACGAGGAGUAUGGCCGGGCGGCUGAGUGGGUGCGCAGCGAGAUGCCUCUCAAUGCAUCCUUUGAUGCCUCCGUGUUUGAGACGAUCAUCCGGGUGGUGGGCGGCAUGCUGGCAGCACAUGACAUGACCGGCGACAAAGUCAUGCUGGAGAGGGCGCAGCAAGUGGCGGACCGCAUUUUACCUGCCUACAACACCACCACGAAGAUCCCCCUGAACAUCAUCAACCUGGCCACCCAGCAGGCCAAGAACCCUACCUGGAACCAGCGGGCAUCCACGCUGGCAGAGUUUGGGACGCACCAGGUUGAGUUUUGGCGGCUGUCACAGAGCACUGGCAACGACACAUACGCUGAGCUGGCGGAGGGCACGAUCCGGCACCUGCACAAGGGCUGGCCGCAGCAGGGCGUGAUGCCGCUGUUCAUCUCCCCCACCACCGGCAACUUCACGGCACGGCGCGUGUCUUUUGGCGCGCUGGGUGACUCAUAUUACGAGUACCUGCUGAAGAUGUGGCUCAUUAAGGGGCGGCAGGAUGAAAUGUACCGCAGCAUGUGGGAGCGGGCGAUGGAUGAGAUGAUCAACAAGCUGGUGUUCACCUCGCGGGAGGGCCUCACAUAUGUGGCCGAGUUUGACCGGUCCAUCAUCAAGCACAAGUUUGACCACCUGGUGUGCUUCGUGCCGGGCAUGCUGGCGCUGGGGGCGCACAGCGGUGCGGUGCAGGGGGCCAAGGCAGAGCGCUACAUGCAGCUGGCUGCCGACCUCACCCACACCUGCUGGCAGAUGUAUCACCGCAUGCCCUCAGGUCUUUCGCCAGAGUAUGUGACUUUUUCGGCUCAAGGCAUGAAGGUGGGCGCGGCCUACAACCUGCUGCGGCCCGAGGCGCUGGAGGCCAUGUGGUACAUGUGGCGGCUGACACACGACUGGAAGUACCGGGCCUGGGGCUGGCAGGUGUUCCAGGCCUUUGAAGCACACUGCAAGGUUGAGGCGGGCUAUUCUGGCAUCAAGGAUGUGCGGGCCGCCACGCCUGUGCCUGAUGACACGCAGCAGAGCUUCUUCCUGGCAGAGACACUCAAGUAUCUCUUCCUGCUGUUCAGUGAUGAUAGUGCGUUCGACAUGGAUGAAUGGGUGCUGAACACGGAGGCGCACCCGCUGCGCACCACGCAGCCCAAGCAGGAAGAGCAGCAGCAUGAGCGGCAGCAGCAAGAGCGGAAGCGCUGGUGGUGGCCGCCGUCCCGCAGUAAAAGCGGCGGUGGCCUCAUCAGCGGUAGCGAUGGUAGCGGCAGCAUAGCUCGAUGAGCUUCCUGUUGCCCCGCUGCAUCUUGGCUGGGUCUAUUUUGCUGGUGCCUGGCUUGGCCUGGACAUGUGAUGACACGCACCUGG
Molecule: messenger RNA, 2197 nt
Organism: Chlorella variabilis
Lineage: Eukaryota; Viridiplantae; Chlorophyta; Trebouxiophyceae; Chlorellales; Chlorellaceae
Exons: 15
Coding region: 14-2113 (699 amino acids)
Biological process (GO): carbohydrate metabolic process; N-glycan processing
Cellular component (GO): endoplasmic reticulum; Golgi membrane
Molecular function (GO): mannosyl-oligosaccharide 1,2-alpha-mannosidase activity; calcium ion binding
Source: RefSeq, a predicted model, not a curated record